AUGGCGACAACCACGUUAAAGGUCGAGGGCAUGACCUGUGGCGCUUGCACAUCUGCAGUUGAAGCAGGCUUCAAAGGCGUGGACGGAGUCGGCAACGUCUCUGUCUCACUAGUAAUGGAACGAGCAGUCAUCAUGCACGACCCCCAAAAGAUCUCCGCCGAGCAGAUUCAGGAGAUAAUAGAAGACCGAGGCUUCGACGCUGAGGUACUGGCGACCGACCUACCCACUCCGCGAUUUAGCACCUCAAAAGGACUCUAUGACGAAGAUGCCGUCGAUGACGAGGAGGCUUCCUCGUGUAUGGUCACAACUGUUGGUAUCCAGGGCAUGACUUGCGGUGCUUGCACGUCGGCAGUUGAGGGCGGGUUCCAAGGAGUUACUGGCGUCAAGCACUUCAGCAUAUCCCUACUCUCCGAAAGAGCCGUCAUAGAACAUGACUCAGCGCUGUUGCCCGCCGACAAGAUUGUGGAGAUCAUUGAGGAUAGAGGGUUUGAUGCCUCUAUUGUAGAGAGCAAAGAGCCGGAGCGUGCGAAGAAGCCAAGGUCGGGAAGUUCAGCAAAGAAGGCAUCUCAAGCUAUCACAACAGUCGCUAUCGAGGGAAUGACCUGCGGAGCCUGCACAUCGGCUGUCGAAAGUGGUUUCUCUGAUGUCGAUGGUAUGCUACGCUUCAACAUCAGCUUACUGGCAGAGCGGGCAGUCAUCACACAUGAUCCGACCAAACUUUCACCAGAAAAGAUUGUGGAAAUCAUCGAAGACAGAGGCUUCGAUGCAAAGAUUCUGUCAACACAAUUUGACGUCUCAGACCAUUCAGAUGCCACCUCAACAGCACAGUUCAAGAUCUACGGCAAUCUAGAUGCGGCUGCUGCCACGUCUCUCGAGGAGAAGCUCGUCGCGCUUCCUGGUAUCAACUCCGCAAAACUCAGUCUCUCAACUUCGAGGUUGACUGUCCAACUGCUACCUAAUGUUACCGGCCUUCGAGCAGUUGUAGAAGCAGUCGAGCAAGCUGGCUACAACGCUCUUGUCGCCGACAACGAUGAUAAUAACGCGCAACUAGAAUCUCUCGCAAAAACCCGGGAGAUCAAUGAAUGGCGGCGAGCUUUCAGAGUCUCGCUCUCUUUCGCCAUUCCCGUCUUCCUGAUCGGCAUGAUCUUCCCUAUGUGUCUGCCGUUCUUGGACUUUGGCGCCUUCAAGAUCUUUGAAGGACUAUUUCUCGGCGACAUUAUUUGUUUGAUUUUAACGAUACCCGUACAAUUUGGCAUUGGCAAGCGAUUUUACGUUUCUGCAUAUAAAUCCGUCAAGCAUGGCUCUCCGACCAUGGACGUUCUCGUCGUCCUCGGCACAUCGUGCGCAUUCUUUUUCAGCUGCACCGCAAUGCUUGUGUCAUUCCUCUUUGAGCCUCACACUCGGCCAAGCACUAUCUUCGACACUAGCACUAUGCUUAUCACAUUCAUUACACUCGGUCGCUUCCUGGAGAACCGGGCCAAGGGACAGACAUCCAAGGCUCUAUCUCGCCUCAUGUCUCUGGCUCCCUCCAUGGCUACGAUCUACGCAGACCCCAUUGCUGCUGAAAAGGCAGCGGAGAACUGGCUUUCAGUUGCUUUCACCGGAGAACCCAAAACUCCCAUGACCGACGGUGCGGCUGCCGAAGAGAAGGUGAUUCCCACUGAGCUCAUCCAAGUUGGGGAUAUUGUUAUCCUACGUCCAGGUGACAAGAUUCCCGCGGAUGGUAUCAUGGUCCGCGGUGAGACUUACGUGGACGAGAGCAUGGUCACUGGUGAGGCAAUGCCGGUACAAAAGAGGAAAGGCAGCUUCCUGAUCGGUGGUACUGUUAACGGCCAUGGCCGGGUCGACUUCCGUGUCACCAGGGCUGGCCGAGACACCCAGUUGAGCCAAAUUGUGAAGCUAGUCCAGGAUGCUCAGACCACCCGUGCUCCCAUUCAACGACUGGCCGAUACGCUUGCUGGCUACUUCGUUCCAACAAUUCUCAUCCUUGGCUUCUUGACGUUCUUAACCUGGAUGGUUUUAAGCCAUGUCUUGACCAACCCACCCAAGAUCUUCUUGCAAGAGGCUAGCGGCGGCAAGAUCUUCGUCUGUGUCAAGCUGUGCAUUUCUGUCAUUGUCUUCGCCUGCCCUUGCGCUCUUGGCCUGGCUACCCCCACUGCCGUUAUGGUUGGUACCGGCGUCGGCGCCGAAAAUGGUAUACUUGUCAAAGGAGGUGCUGCGUUGGAGAAGACGACCAAGGUCACCAAGGUCGUCCUUGACAAGACUGGUACCAUCACAUAUGGCAAGAUGAGCGUCGCUAAUGCAAAGGUCGUGUCAGUCUGGCAAGACAACGAAUGGCGUCGCCGUCUCUGGUGGACCAUUGUUGGAUUGGCAGAGAUGGGAAGCGAGCACCCUGUGGGUAGAGCUGUGCUCGGAGCAGCGAAGACCGAACUUGGACUCGAUUCCGAAGGUACCAUUGACGGCAGCGUUGGUGACUUCAAAGCUGCCGUUGGCCGGGGUAUUAGUGCAACGGCUGAGCCCGCGACAAACGCCGAGCGUCUUCGUUACAAUGUGCUCGUGGGCAAUGUGCAGUUCCUGCGCGAGAACAACGUCGAUGUGCCCCAAGAUGCCGUUGAGGACUCUGAAGAGAUUAACUCCAAGGCUGCAAGCCGCUCGAAGGCCAGCUCAUCUGCCUCGGCUGGCACUACCAACAUCUUCAUUGCGAUCGACGGCAAAUAUGCUGGCCACCUCUGCCUUUCAGAUACUAUCAAGGAGGGCGCUGUCGCUGCCAUCGCAGUGCUUCACAAGAUGGGAGUCAAGACCGCUAUCGUCACUGGAGACCAACGCAGCACGGCCGUAGCCGUUGCAGCAGCGGUGGGCAUCAGCACAGAAGACGUCUACGCCGGCAUCUCGCCCGACCAGAAGCAGGCCAUCAUCCGCCAGCUGCAGGAGCAGGGCGAGGUCGUAGCCAUGGUCGGCGACGGCAUCAACGACUCGCCGGCGCUGGCGACCGCAGACGUGGGCAUCGCCAUGUCAAGCGGCACCGACGUCGCCAUGGAGGCCGCCGACGUGGUGCUCAUGCGGCCCAACGACCUGAUGGACAUCCCCGCGGCGCUGCACCUCGCGCGCUCCAUCUUCAACCGCAUCCGCCUCAACCUGGCAUGGGCCUGCGCCUACAACCUCGUCGGCCUGCCCUUCGCCAUGGGCGUCUUCCUGCCGCUCGGCUUCCACCUGCACCCGAUGGCCGCCGGCGCGGCCAUGGCGUGCAGUAGCGUCAGCGUCGUCGUGUCGAGUCUGCUGCUCAAGUUCUGGCGCCGGCCCAAGUUCAUGAACGAGGCGCUGUACGACGAGAAGGGCGUGCUGCGGAAGGGCCGCGGCUGGGGCUGGGACAGUGUUCUUGUUAAGGUACAGGAGUUUGGGGAGCGCAUCACGGGCAAGGGCAAGAAGGACGAGGGCUACGUGCCGCUUGCAAACUUGGAUCACCCCGAUUCGGAGAGGGUGUAG
Messenger RNA from Phaeoacremonium minimum UCRPA7, 3483 nucleotides. RefSeq names its product putative copper-transporting atpase ran1 protein. The record is from RefSeq and is a predicted model, not a curated record. Lineage: Eukaryota; Fungi; Ascomycota; Sordariomycetes; Togniniales; Togniniaceae. Gene Ontology annotation, molecular function: P-type divalent copper transporter activity; ATP binding; ATP hydrolysis activity. Gene Ontology annotation, biological process: copper ion homeostasis; monoatomic cation transport. The transcript has 2 exons. The coding region runs from base 1 to 3483 and encodes 1160 amino acids. Gene Ontology annotation, cellular component: membrane.